UUAAACUCUAUUUAAAUAAGAAAAUAGCAUUUGACAAUUCGAUUUGAGAAUACAAAAUUUGAUAUAAAAUUUCAGAUUAAUACUGAAUUGUUGUUUAUUAUUCAAAUCUUUUGUUUUGGUUUUCUAUUUAUUUCUUUCUCCUGUACUAGAUCUGCUAGAGGCUUCCAUUUCCUCAGAAAAAUCCUAAAUCCAUUCAAUUUCAAACCCUAAAUCCAUUUAUAAACCACACAAUAAAAGAAUUAGUCGCUGAAAUUUGUAAAAGGGAUCUCUCUCUCUGUUCCGUUGUGAUGUCAGCAAGUAGUAAUGGGGUGUCGAUUUGGUUCAACAGGAAGGUGGUUGAUCCCCUCCUCGAAAUCCUCCGCAGGGGUGCAGAACCGAAGCUGUUGGCCUUCUCUGCGGCUCUUGGCCUUACCAUUGGAUUAUUUCCAAUAUGCGGGACAACUGUGGUUCUGUGUGGAAUGGCAAUUGCAUUGCUGCGAUCGCACUGCCAUGCUCCAACUGUCAUGCUGGCUAAUGUCCUUGCUACACCAAUAGAACUGAGUUUGGUUGUACCUUUCUUGCGUUUUGGUGAAUUUAUCUCUGGUGGAGCUCAUUUUCCUUUAACUUCUGACGCUUUCAAGAAAGUGUUAACUGGCCAAGCUUCAUAUGAGGUCUUAAUAAGUAUUGCGCAUGCGUUGUUGGGAUGGCUUGUUGCUGCUCCUUUAAUUUUUGCCGCUCUGUACGUGGCAUUUUUACCAUUGUUUAAGGUGUUGGUUCCCAAGUUCAGCGCUGUUCCUUUAAGCCCAAAGAAAUCACUUUCAACCACAGAAGUCAGGCUUAAGGUAAGAGAUGCCUGACUAAAAUUGUAAUAGCCACACACAGUUAUUUCUCGUGCCAUAAACAGGGAAGUUUGUUCACAUGUUUCUGACAUUUAGUACCCCAAGUACAUAGAACAGCACUGGUGAUACGAUGCUUACUCUGCUCUGGCUCUCAGCGUGUAUUAUAUAAGUAUGAUUCUUUA
Pyrus x bretschneideri (Chinese white pear) is the source of this 1000-nucleotide messenger RNA. RefSeq lists its product as uncharacterized. The record is from RefSeq and is a predicted model, not a curated record. The transcript has 5 exons. Gene Ontology annotation, cellular component: intracellular membrane-bounded organelle. NCBI's taxonomy places the organism in Eukaryota, Viridiplantae, Streptophyta, Magnoliopsida, Rosales, Rosaceae. Bases 288 to 836 code for a protein of 182 amino acids.